Diplodia corticola is the source of this 2472-nucleotide messenger RNA. RefSeq names its product c6 transcription factor. Gene Ontology annotation, biological process: regulation of DNA-templated transcription; DNA-templated transcription. NCBI's taxonomy places the organism in Eukaryota, Fungi, Ascomycota, Dothideomycetes, Botryosphaeriales, Botryosphaeriaceae. The transcript has 8 exons. Gene Ontology annotation, cellular component: nucleus. The coding region runs from base 1 to 2472 and encodes 823 amino acids. Gene Ontology annotation, molecular function: zinc ion binding; DNA-binding transcription factor activity, RNA polymerase II-specific; transcription cis-regulatory region binding. The record is from RefSeq and is a predicted model, not a curated record.
AUGUCAGAGCCGCCGCGCAUAGAUCCCGCCCUCGAGUUCGGCGGCCAGCAGCCUGAGCGCUCCGACCAGGACUUCAAACAACGCCUCCAGGGGCUGCAAGACUCUUUUUACGCCCACAACGCCUUCUACGCGUCCUACCCGCCGCAGGCCCAGACCGCGUCGCAGACGCCCGCCGACUCCGCCGAUGCUGCUCUCCAGGCUAUCGCGACCGCUGCCCAGGAUCGCCGUCCCUCAACUCCAAGCUCUGCCUCUGUCGGCGCUGCCGAUCCCAAUUCUCAGACUGCCCAGACAAAGCUCGGUCCAGAUGGCAAACGCCUGCGCGCGUGCGACCACUGCCGCUCACUGAAGGUGCGCUGUGAUCCGCAAGAAGAGAAUGGUGUCAUUUCAGAAGCAAUUCCGUGCAAGCGUUGUCUCAAGUCCAAAAAGGUUUGCGUAACAACCGCACCCACGAAAAAGCGCACCAAAAAGGCCGACACGAGAGUUGCGGAGCUUGAAAAGAAGGUGAACGAACUAACUGCUCGGCUGGGCGAUAAUCCCGUUGCGUCCUAUAAUUAUGCAACCCAUCCACCAUUCCCUGACGGUGCUCAAGCCGUCGAGUUUGCGGACUCGACGCGACCCGAGAAGCGCCGCCGGAUGAACGACCAGCAUGACGCCCUUAUGUCCAACGAAGCACGGCGAGAGAUCAUGUACGAUGAGCACGCUGAAAUUGCGGCUGCCGCCCAUCAAAGGGUUGAAAAUCGUCCUCCCCAGUCAGACUACUCGUACAUUUCCUACGAGGUCGAGAGGUGCAUCAGUCCUGAUGUUGCCGAGCGUAUCGUGAGCCGUUACAUCAAUGUCUUGAUGCCGGCCUUUCCCGCUGUACUACUUCCGCAGGAAACAACGGCCCAGAAUCUCCGGGAUGAAAAGCCGUUGUUGUUCCUGUCAGUAUCGAGCGCUGCCUCCUUCGGCUGCGAUCCUCUCGUCCCAGCAGAGACACAGCGGUAUCUGGCAGACCUCCUGCAAAACUGGUUUGCGGAGCUUAUCUGGCGUCGACAAGACAAGUCGCUUGAAAUUGUUCAAGCCCUGCUGGUGUGCGUGCUCUGGUAUCGCCCUCCUGUGGUAUAUGAGCGCCACGCUUUCUACAUGAUGACCAACGCUGCCAUAACUAUGGCUCUUGAGCUAGGUCUUGGGAAGCGAGCCGGCAAGGCUAAAGCCAAACUCGGCCUUGGUCCCUUCCGCAGAUGUCUUCCGAAUGCAGGAGGAAUUGAUGCUAGGAGAUCAUUCAUGGUUUGCUACUACUUAGGAACCAACAUUUCCAUGGUACUUCGGAGACCCAUGCUCCUUCGCUGGAACCAAUACAUGGACGAGUGCAUCUCUGAGCUUGAGUCGUCAUCGGACGCCGUGCCGUCUGACAAGGUACUCUGCUACCAUAUCAGACUAGCGGCUAUUGCGGAAAAUGUCGCGUCACAGUUUUCCAUGGAUGAUCCUGUUGCCAGCGCCAAUUUCUCCGAGAAGUACAAUGAAAUUGCGCUGAGGAACUACGAUACAAAACUUGAGUUGCUUCAGCCGCAAAGACCACCGAACGCUAACCAGACUGUCCUGAAGUUCUCGGAAAGUGUUGUCAGCCUCUACACCCAUGAGGUUGCUAUGCACCAUACUCAGAAUAUCGACGAUUCCUCGGAAGAGGGGUGUCGAAAAUCGUUGGGUGCAGUGCAGACCAGCUCACUCAAAGAAUGCGUAAAAUCCUGUCACGGGGUUCUCGAUAGCUUUCUUUCUCUUGAAUUCGACGCGUUUUACGCGCUGCCGCUCAUAUUCUCUGUACGGUGCGUGUAUUCCACCGUCUGCCUCACAAAGCUUUGGGCAGAUGCAACAAUUCCGGGCGAUCUGGGCAGCGUGAUCACGCCUGACUCACUUCGCUUGGAGCACUACUUUGACAAUCUCAUCCGGCGCUUUCAGCAUACUGAAGAGCGUGACCCGCAAUCUCCACAUACCAAAUUCCCGCGCAUUCUCUUGCGCCUUCGCGAGAAGUUCAACCGGAUGAAGAAUGGCGAGACAUGCGUGGACGUCUUCUCGGGACAAGCCCCGGCCUCUGCCAGUGGCACUUCAGCGCCAGCUGCGACCAACUCGACAGUGAACGGUGCGCACGAACAGGCCCGUCACGCAUUCCCUGCCAACGGAAACAACGUCGCCACGACACAAACUCCGCUCCAUCUGCUCUCGGAAGUAGCCCAACAGGCCCAAGCGCCGCCCGCCCAGCAAGGCUAUUACGAUAACGGCAUGGGCGGCCAGGCAAUGAACAGCUACAAUUGGGACAUGGCCGCCUUUGGUGACUUUGAUUUCUCCAGCAUGGGAAUGGGCGUGGAUCUGGCCAGUCUUUUUGGCGGCGACGUUGGCGGCGGCGGUCACGAGCCUCAACCGGCUCCGACGCAGCAGUUUGGUCCACCACACCAAGCGGCGCCGGUAUAUCCCGAACCCGUGUCUUGGAACGCUUAG